Messenger RNA from Symbiodinium sp. CCMP2456, 1089 nucleotides. Lineage: Eukaryota; Dinophyceae; Suessiales; Symbiodiniaceae. The record is from the annotation of a GenBank genome assembly.
AUGUCGGCAACAGCCUAUGAAUUCUACGUGCGCGACAGUUGCGGAGCAACGGAUCUAAGCACCUGGUCGGGCCCCUAUGCCUUUAACACAACUCUAUGCGACACUUCCGCUCAGUGUUCAUUUGAUUUUGACCUUUACGACUCAUUUGGAGACGGCUGGAACGGUGGAUUGAUAAAUGUGGUGCAAAGCGGAGUAACGCUGUCAACACUUGGCACCAACUUUACCGGUGGUUCAGCCGAUACCAACAACAUGAUAGACUUGUGUGACGGUGUUCCGGCCUACCUCAUUGUGAGUAACCCCGGGGCAUGGUCAAGCGAAAUUAGCUUCUACGCUACUUCGUUUGCAGGCGAUACCGUGGUGGCUUACCCGGCAUCAACCGGAUUUUCAACGGGCGAUACGCUGGCCAUUUUCAACGUAAACUGUUCUUUUUCUUGCCCUUACCCCCUUGCCCCGUACACGCAAUCGUUUGAUUCGGCCUCUGUACCAAAUUGCUGGUCGGCUUACGAGAGCGCAGGUUCUGGCUGGGAGUUUGGCCAAUUGGGUUCAGCCGAUUACGCUGCGGCCAACGCUGCUGAACAAACCGGAAACGGUGGCUAUUACGCCUGGAUUGACUUUUCUUCAACCGAUGAUUCUACUUCUCUAGAAUCGAUUCCGGUAGAUGUUAGCAACUUAAUGACCCCCGCAUUGCAGUUUAGCCUCUUCAGCGAAAACACCAAUAGCAGCGAUUACAACACGCUAUACGUAGAGGCAUUUGACGGAAGCAGCUGGCAACUGGUAGAUACCCUGCGCGGAGACCUGGGCGGCUGGCAAACCUUUGUCUACGAUAUCUCGGGCUUCACUAAGCCGGUAAACCUGGCUCAUGUUCGCUUCCGCGGAGAGUCGAACGGAGGAAACGACUUUUACAACGACCUCCUUAUUGAUGACGUAAUGAUUAUGGAGCUGCCGAGUUGUUUUGCCCCUAGCGCUCUUGGCGUUGUUGGUGUAAACAAUACUUCGGCCGAUGUUUUCUGGACCACAGGAGGCGCAGCCAACUGGGAUGUUCAGUUCGGAACCACUGGUUUUUCACUGGGCAGCGGAACCACAGUUAGU